CUGGCGCGUAGGGCUGUAAAAGUGGUUGGAGGACGGAACUGGCCAGUCUCAUUGACCAAACCUCUAUAUGCUCAUCGGGGAUCCGGGAAGGCGCCCUCGUAGCGCAUCUUUCUUGCUUUUUUAUUUUUAACUCCACGAGACGCCUCCACCGGCGCGCGAAAGCCCCGGGUCUUUGGGCGCCACCGCCCACCUGAGGCUCUUCCGCUUCCUGUUUUCCUAGGCUCCGCCCCCAGCGUCCCGUGGCCAUGACGACGGCUCCUCAGGACUCGGUGGUGUGGAAGCUCGCGGGGCUGCUGCGGGAGUCCGGGGAUGCGGUCCUGUCUGGCUGUAGCACACUGAGCCUGCUGACAGCCACACUGCAGCAACUGAACCGUGUGUUUGAGCUGUACCUGGGGCCAUGGGGCCCUGGGCAGACUGGCUUUGUGGCUCUUCCCUCCCACCCUGCCGACUCACCCAUCAUCCUUCAGCUUCAGUUCCUUUUCGACGUGCUGCAGAAAACACUUUCACUCAAGCUGGUUCAUAUCCCCGGUCCUGGUUUUCCAGGGCCCAUCAAGAUUUUUCCCUUCAAGUCCCUUCGGCAGCUGGAGCUCCGAGGUGUCCCCCUCCACUGCUUGCAUGGCCUCCGUGGCAUCUACUCCCAGCUGGAGACUCUGGUUUGUUGCAGGAGCAUCCAGAAACUAGAAGAACUCCUGUCAGCCUGUGGUGGUGACCUGUGCUCUGCCCUCCCUUGGCUGGCCUUGCUUUCUGCUGACUUCAGCUACAAUGGGCUGACCACCUUAGAUAGCUCCCUGCAUCUGUUGUCAGCGCUUCGCUCUCUGAACUUGAGCCACAAUCGAGUCCAGGACUGCAAAGGCUUCCUGAUGGACUUGUCUGAGCUGUACCAUUUGGACAUCUCCUAUAAUCACCUGAACUUGGUGCCAAGAAUGGGACCUUCAGGGGCUACUCUGGGGACCUUGAUAUUGCGAGGCAAUGAGCUCCGGAGCCUGCAAGGCCUGGAGCAGCUGAGGAAUUUGAGGCACUUGGAUGUUGCUUAUAACCUGCUAGAAGGACACCGGGAACUGUCGCCACUGUGGCUGCUGGUAGAGCUCCGCAAACUCUAUCUGGAAGGUAACCCUUUGUGGUUUCACCCUGCGCACCGUGUGGCCACUGUCCAGUACUUGUCACCCCGGGCCAGGGGUGCUUCCCAUGGUUUCCUGCUCGAUGGCAAGGUCUUGUCACCUAAGGAUCUUCAGAUUCCAGAAUCCUCAGGACUUGGUCCCAUGGCCCCACCUCUAUCUUGGCCAGUAGGCAGUACCACUGAAACCUCAGGUGGCCCAGAGCUGAGUGACAGCCUCUCCUCAGGGGGCAUUGUGGCCCAGGCCCCACUUCGUAAGGUUAAGAGCCGAGUCCGUGUGCGGCGGGCAAGCAUCUCUGAGCCCAGUGACACAGAUCCAGAGCCACGAACCCUGGAUCCUUCCCCAGCUGGGUGGUUUGUGCAGCAACAUCGGGAGCUUGAACUUCUGAACAGCUUCCGGGAGCGAUUUGGCUGUGACUGGCUGCAGUACAGGAGCCACCUGGAGCCCGCAGGGAGCCCCCCUCUGGCCACCACCACGACUUCUGUCCUUAGCACCCUUCCUCUGGAUGCUCCAGACCUGGAGACUACACCCAGCCCUCUGGCACCAGAGGAAGCUGAAGGUCCCGAGAAAUCACCACUGAAAGCAUCAGAGGAGAGCCUGGUGGAAUUGGAGCCUCAGGAAGAGGAAGAGCGGGAGGAGCAGGAUGAAGAGGAGGGACGUAGGGAGGGCCACGAGGAGGAAGAGGAGCAGGGACAGGAGGAAGUAGAAGCAGCAGAGCUCUGCCGUCCCAUGUUGGUGUGUCCCCUGCAUGGACUUGAUGGUGCGCGGGGCAAGGAAUGCUUUCUCCGAGUCACUUCUGCUCACUUGUUGGAGGUGGAACUCCAAGCAGCUCGAACCCUGGAGCGGCUGGAACUGCAGAGUCUGGUGGCAGCUGAGCUACAACCAGAGACCCAAACCGAGAGAGAGCCAGUGCUUGAGGGCCCAGAUCGGCUCCUAGAGGACCCUGUCCUGGUGCUGCGCUUCUCCUACAUUUGUCCCGACCGGCAGUUGCGUCGCUACGUGGUACUAGAGCCUGAUGCCCAUGCAGCCAUCCAGGAGCUACUUGCUGUAUUGACUCCAUUCACCACUGUGGAACAGCAGCAGCUUGGGGAGGCCAGGGACCCACAGGGGAGCACUUUCCAAUGUCUCCGUUGUGGCUGUGAGUUCAAACCAGAGGAGCUCAGGUUGGGAUUGGACAGUGAGGAAGAUUGGAAGCCUCUAUCCCAAAAGACAGAACCUCUUGCUGUAUGUCCAAACUGUGGGAGUGACCAUGUGGUUCUCCUUGCUGUGUCUGGGCAGACGCAGGAAGAGAAAUCACCCACUCCUUCCCAGUCCCCCAGCUCUGUCUGUGACCUUGCUGGCCACAGUGACCAUCUCAGCAGGCCUGACAGCUUUGCACCUCAGGCACCUACCUCUCAUGGCUGUAGCAGCUGGGGCCUCAGCCCACCCCUGGGGCACGGUGACCUUCGCUCAGUGGAUCACCGGCUCCGGCUCUUCCUGGACGUUGAGGUGUUCAGUGACUCCCAGGAGGAAUUCCAGUGCUGUAUCAAGGUGCCAGUGGUAUUGGCAGGCCACAUGGGGGAGUUUUUGUGUCUUGUGGUUGUGUCUGACCACAAGCUUUACUUGUUGAAGGUGACUGGGCCCAUAUGCGGACCUCCAGCCAGCUGGCUCCAGCUGGCCGUGGCCAUUCCCCUGAAGGAGCUCAGCGGCAUGGAGCUGGGUCUGGCAUGCCAGAGCCUGCGGCUGAAGUGGGCAGCUGAUGCUGAGAGCUGUGUAUUGAUGCCUAGAGAUGCCAGACCUUGCCGGGCCUUCAUUGAAGAGCUCAUUGGUGUUUUGCAAUCUCUGCCUCCCACCCAGAGGAACUGCGUCAAGACCACAGAGGAGGAGGUGACCCCCCAGCACCGGCUGUGGCCUUUGCUGGGAAAAGACGCUUGCUUGGAGGCUCCCCGGUUCUUCUACCUUCUGGCAUUCCUGGUUGAAGGGUCCUCUGCCUGCUCUGUGUCCCUGCUGCUGACGACAUCCACUCUCUACCUGCUAGAUGAGGACCCUGUAGGCUCUUGCUCAGAGAUCUCCUUUCCAGAAGCAUCUGGGGAAGACUCUGGGCAGGCCCCUUCCCUGGGGCCAGGCCCUACCGUGCGGGUCAGAGAGCAGCAGCCGCUCAGCAGUCUGAGCUCGGUGCUGCUCUAUCGCAUGAGCCCCUUGGACUUACGACUGCUCUUCUAUGAUGAGGUUUCUCGUCUGGAGACUUUCUGGGCACUUCGUGUCGUGUGUGGAGAGCAGCUGACAGCCCUGCUGGCCUGGAUCCGGGAGCCCUGGGAAGAGUUAUUCUCCAUUGCACUCCGGACUGUGACCCAGGAGGCUUUGGACCUUGACCGAUGAGGUUGCUAAGCUGAGCCUUCCCUGACUCAUACUCCAGAGGUUCCUUCCUUCUCCUGGUCUCUCAGCCUCUCUUCCAGCCUGGCUGUUGACUUCUCUAGCUUUGGGCACUGGUGUGAGCGUCUAGUGACUCCCAACCUAAGGAAAGAAUAAGAGAAAUGGUCUGGUCCUUGGGCGAGCUGUCUAGAGUAACAGGCUAAGUGGUCAGUGAAAAUGUUUCUCCAGGCAUGGAGAGAUGGCUCAGUGGUUAAAGGCACUUGCUUGCAAAGUCUGCUGGCCAGGUUCAAUUUCCCAGCUGCUCAUAGGCUAUACUUGUGUGCAGUGGCAAGAGACCCUGUCUCAAGGAAGGCGGAACAUAACUCCCUCUGCAAGUCCAGACGACAACUUUGACCUCCACUCAUGCUAUGGCAUGCAUGCACGCACCCAUACACACGCGCGUGCACACACACACACAGGAGAGAGAGAUAAAAAGUAAAAAAGGAAAUGUUUCUCUAGCACUUUUUCUCAAGUAUCCAUGAAGUCAUGACCAUGCCAUAUGUCAUGGGUUGUAUGUACACAGAAGUGUCACUUGGCCAGGUGUGGUGGUGCAUGCCUUUAAUCCCAGCACUCUGGAGGCAGAGGUAGGAGGAUUGCUAUGAGUUCGAGGCCACCCUGAGACGACAUAGGGAAU
Jaculus jaculus (lesser Egyptian jerboa) is the source of this 4140-nucleotide messenger RNA. It is a transcript of the gene Stk11ip, whose product is annotated as serine/threonine kinase 11 interacting protein. The record is from RefSeq and is a predicted model, not a curated record. NCBI's taxonomy places the organism in Eukaryota, Metazoa, Chordata, Mammalia, Rodentia, Dipodidae. Gene Ontology annotation, molecular function: protein binding. Gene Ontology annotation, cellular component: cytoplasm. The coding region runs from base 246 to 3473 and encodes 1075 amino acids. The transcript is spliced from 24 exons. Gene Ontology annotation, biological process: intracellular protein localization.